AAAUCCCACAUAAAAAAUGGGAUGUACUGGGCAGCAUUGCAAAAGCCAGAGGAGGGAGAUAGACGCAAAGCAGCCGGCCCACAGCUUGUCGGGCGGUGCCACUGACAGAGAGCAGAGGGAGGAGCGGCGCACAGACACCCAGCACCCAGCAAUCUGCUCUCUCUGUCUAUGGAGCAGCCGUAGCGCCGCAAGCGAAAGCGACAUCCCCACAGCAGCUUUCAUCUCCACUCUGGUGCCUGGAGGAAGGAUACAUCACUAGUGCCAGGGAUUGUCCAGGCUAUCAAGAUGCAGCUGCACUUCACGCAAGAUUGUGGGAAUCCAGAGCUAAAGUAAGGCAAUGUAAGGAGCACCAGUGAGAUCUUCCACAUCAUCAGUGAGAAAUAUGGAGGAGCUCUAUAAAGAAAACCAAGACUUGCAAAUUGAUUUGAACAGCCCUCCUUCCACCCUUCCUAACAAGUUGGAGAAUGGGGUUGCCCAGCUAAUUACUGCAGAAGCAUGGAAUAUUAAUCCUUCAGGCUUAAUGAAAAAAGCCCUUUCACCGCUAGUGACUGUUCCAGCUCCGGCUGUUUUGAGCCCGUCCACAGAUUCCCAGAGUGGAGUAGCCAUGAAAAUGGCAGCAGCUGUACUUCAGCCAAUCUGCUUAGGUGAAAGUCCAGUAGUAUUACCAAUACACUGGCAGUUAUCAGGUGGGACACCACCACAAAUGAGCACAAAUAGCAGCACCCCCUAUGUGAUAACAGCACAAGGCCCCGUCCCACUACCUGUGCUUUUGGAGCAACAUGUAUUUCAGCAUUUGAAUUCACCUCUGGUUUUACCUCAGGGUUCUCCAUGUCCCGCUACCUCUCUUCAGAGUCACAUCUUCCCAUCAGCUGCUACGUUGGUUGGCCAGCCACAGAUUCUAGAUCAGAAAACCUCCAGCCCAACACAGGAAGCAGUGCUGCCACCAAUUUUUACAGCUCCAAGUUUUCCUUCUGUCUUGCAAGACUUUUUCCCAUCAGCUAAUAGCUUGGGGGCACCACCUCCAUGUCAUAUACCUCCAGAUUACGCAUCUAGCAAUCUUCACACAAUUCCGCCCCAACUUUUUAGCUCCUCGCCUUUAUCUCCACUUGUCCCUCCUGCAACCUUGCUAGUGCCAUACCCAGUGAUUGUACCACUUCCGGUGCCAGUGCCUAUACCUAUCCCAAUCCCUAUCCCAAUGUCACACUCCGAGACAAAAGGUAGCGCAAAUGAGCCAAAAUCGACAGUAGAUAUUCCAAAGAACUGCAAGGAAACCCAAACCCCUUUGGAAAAAGAAUUAAAGCCAUUCGAAAUCGCAGACAGGAGAGAGUUUUCUCAGUUUUACCGCCAUUCGGUAAUUAAAAUGAGCAGCGAAAAUGAAGCACUAGACUUGUCAAUUAAAAACGAACCUUUGGUUGUAAACACUGAUAUAAGUACUGAAGUGAUACAGGAUGAUGGUGUUCUUGAUCUGUCUGUCCCGAUAAACAAAAGAUGCCCCAGUACAAAUCCACAUGGGAGCACAAGCAUGUCUUGCGGGUCCAUGUCUGACUCUCCAAGGCAUCUCCCAAUAAAGAACAGUGUGACUGCUGCAUCUUUUAGUCCACCUCUAGUUCAUCAUGAGCUGGCACAGAAGCAGGACAGUAAAGUUAUCUGCAGCAACACUGCCGACCCAUUACGCCAGCAAAAAUGGAUCCCUGUGCAAAGUGCCAGAGCUGCUUAUGAGCCAAAAUCCAACAACAACAUUGAACUAGUUAGCAGCUCCCAGACAGCGAAAGUAAUCGUGUCGGUUAAAGAUGCAGUUCCUGCCAUUUUCUGUGGCAAAAUAAAGGGGCUUUCUGGGGUUUCCACGAAAAACUUUUCUUUCAAGAAGGACUUGCCUCAGGUCUCUGGUGUUCAGUGCUACGAUGUAAAGGGUCAGGCCGAGCACAGGGAAACCGCAGAAGCACUACGCAAACCAAUCAAAAACAGAAGUGUAAAGUUAAAGAAAGUGAAUUCACAAGAGAUACAUAUUCUUCCCAUAAAAAAGCAAAGGCUGGCUGCCUUUUUCCCUAGGAAAUAACACCUAGUCCAAGACAAGGCGUCUGAAAUUCAUUGCUGUAUAUUCCCCAAGGCCAUAAUCUCAAUAACCUUAAGUCUACUAGUUACACAAAGGGAUGGGAGCUCUCCAUGUUUAGUUCAGUGUUGGUGACUGUGAAAGGAAGACUUUUUGUUGUUGUCAUUAAAAACCUAGGCAUCUCUGUACUACAUGGACCUGUACAUGAGUGGAUCAUCCUGACACCUUUGUAAUUUAUUACACACUACAAGUUAUUAGCCAGAGGACCUUUAAAGUUUUUUUUUUUAAUCUGUUACUUGUAUCGGCAAGUCCAGGAAAGCAACCUAUUUUUAAUUGGAUUACACAUUUUAUGGACUGGCCAGGGUUGUUUUUACUGCCAAGGACUGCUUCAAUGCUGUAUUUAAUAUUGAUAGCUACACUGCAUAUUUAAAUAAAUGUUUGUAUGUGCAAGUCA
Xenopus laevis (African clawed frog) is the source of this 2504-nucleotide messenger RNA. It is a transcript of the gene rai2.S, whose product is annotated as retinoic acid induced 2 S homeolog. Gene Ontology annotation, biological process: animal organ development. The transcript has 2 exons. Bases 383 to 2056 code for a protein of 557 amino acids. The record is from RefSeq and is a predicted model, not a curated record. NCBI's taxonomy places the organism in Eukaryota, Metazoa, Chordata, Amphibia, Anura, Pipidae. Gene Ontology annotation, cellular component: nucleus.